UAUUUGCGUCUUUUUGUUGAUAAAAUAAUUAGUCAAAACAAGCCAGGGACACAAGUGGUGUGUGAGUGGGCUUGCUUACAAAAUGCGCUUUAUAAAUGUGGUCUCUCUAAUUUGUGAUGUGGAUUGGAUGAUGUUGUCGCUUUUUAUUUCAGGAAUGAUUCGUUGGAUGUUAAUAGUUUGUUUUAAAAUAGGCUAAUGUUGCUGUAUUCUAUCUUUUACUUUUUUAUUUUUUAUUAUUAACUCCCAGUCCCUGUUGUUAACGAUACAGGUUUUGAUUUUGCAACGCUGAACAUUAAAAGUUGUUAGGUUACACCAAUUAUUUGGUUUAACGCACACUAAUUCUAGUUCUGUUUAGUUGAUGACAAAGGGACUCACAUGGCACGUGCCCUGGGCGUGUGUCUCUUGUUUCUUAGCAACCGCCACAACAGGAAAACACCUGUGGCAUCGAUUUAUUCAAAGGGUAAACAUAUAAACUAAAAACCUGUAUACCGUUAAUACAACCUGCUUAUUGAGAACUGUUUGUUAGUUUUCAGGGAUUUUUAUAAGGACUUUUAAAAGACCAACGUAUUUUUAGUGUGAAAAUGGGUAGAAUAAUUCACAGAUUAAUAGUUGUGGUUUCCAAAACCGGCUUUACAUCGCAAUAACAAACCGUUGUUUGCCGUUUGAGCUUUAUAGCGUUUCAAAAAAGGGAAAAUGUUCAAUAAAUAUUAGAUCAAUAAUUUGACUGAUGGACUACUUUAGUGGUUAAUAAUUUGGAGAUCAUUUCCCCCAAAUAACAUUUGUCAACAACGAUUAGAAGCCAACUGUUUACCUUUCGCACCCCGGAGAAAAACCUUCAGCAAAGCCUGUGGCGAGCUCGCUCUCGCCCGUGCGCGUCACCUGACCGCGAGCCAUAUGCAAAUCAGUCUCAUCCUCCAACGCCAUUGGCUCUCUCUCACUCAUUUAUUCCAUGUCAAAGCGCAUCAUAUGGCCGCUCUUCCACUAACUUUUCUAGCGCACCGCUGAAAGUAGCUCAAAGACUGGAUGUGCAAAUCAACCCAGGAGGAAGUUAGUAUAAGACAAAAGGCAGGCGACCAGCUGCAAAGUUAUCAUCUGUUUGGAUUGUACCUCUAUUCAAGUGACCUCUUUUUUUAUUAGGACGCUUUACGCGCGUGAACCAGGCAACGGGGACGCCGAGGCUGUAUUGAGUGAAUGUUUCUGCGUAUGAGCUGAGUAAGUGAAAGCCAAGUUAAUGUAUAGCAUGAUGAUGGAAACGGACUUACAUUCUCCAGGACCCCAAACUAACACAAACACGGGUCACACGGGACCCAACGGCGGGAGCAAAGUUAACCAAGACCGCGUAAAGAGACCCAUGAACGCGUUCAUGGUUUGGUCUCGGGGUCAGCGCAGAAAGAUGGCCCAGGAGAAUCCCAAAAUGCACAACUCGGAGAUCAGCAAGCGCCUCGGAGCCGAGUGGAAAGUAAUGUCCGAGGCUGAAAAGCGACCCUUCAUCGACGAGGCAAAAAGACUACGUGCGAUGCAUAUGAAGGAGCAUCCGGAUUACAAGUACAGACCCAGAAGAAAGACCAAGACGCUGCUCAAAAAAGACAAAUACUCAUUGGCCGGUGGCCUGCUUGCUGGAUCUGGGGGCGGAGGCGGUAUGGGUCUGGGAAUGGGUACCGCGGGGGUCGGCCAGAGGUUAGAGAGUCCAGUGGGUCAUGGCGGCACCGCGGCGAGCUACGCGCACAUGAACGGAUGGACCAACGGUACCUAUUCGGGACAGGUGGCUGCGGCCGCGGCUGCCGCUGCAAUGAUGCAGGAGGCGCAGCUCGCCUACAGUCAGCACGCAGGCAGCGGUGCGCAUCACCACCACGGGCACCACCACCAUCCCCACAACCCACAGCCUAUGCACCGCUACGAAAUGACCGCUCUCCAGUACAGCCCCAUCUCAAACUCUCAAAGUUACAUGAGUGCUUCGCCUUCAGGCUAUGGGGGAAUAUCCUACACGCAACACCAAAACUCCAGCGUGGCUUCUUCGGGGGGCAUCGGCACACUGGGAUCUCUGGUGAAAUCGGAACCGAGCGUAAGCCCUCCCGUUACAACUCACUCUAGAGCCCCCUGUCCCGGAGAUUUGCGGGAGAUGAUAAGCAUGUAUUUACCGGCGGCCGAGACAGGUGACCCGUCCGUUCAGAGCAGACUUCACGCUGUGCCACAGCACUAUCAAAGUUCAACGACAGGCGUAAACGGAACCGUUCCACUGACACACAUAUGAAAAGAUGCGAAACUACGCGUUCAGACUCGAAAAACCAAAUAUUUACCUCUUUUAGAGCAUUACUACCUUUUUUGUACAGAAUGUUUGUUCUUGUAAAUUUUGAAGGUGAUAUUAUUUAAAUAUAAAACGUAAGGAGGUUGUCGUUGGGCGGGAUAUCGUCUGAAUAAUUUGUCUUUAUUUCAACAACACUACUUGGGUGAGGUUUACACGUUUGCUAAAUGCGAGGGAUUCAUUCUGAUUUAUUUGGUGUGAAAGAUGGUCCUUUUGUUUAAAACUGGAAAGCGAGUGAGUGCUACGGUGUAAAAUAUAAUCAAGUGACAUUGUUUUUAAAGUUUUCUUAAGGGUUUCUCUAUCCCACUUUGAUUUGUCAACACGUGAGUUGCUGUAUUUGAUAUUUGUUUGUUGUAUUUUUUUCUUGUACAUUGUGAAAAUAUUCCAGAAAAAUCGAUACACAUCUGUAAAUAUAAUUUGGUUUUGCCAGAAAAGAAGGAAACGUUUUGCGUUGAUGUGAGAAUAAUAAAUUUCACAGCUUUUGCUCUGAUUCUGAAAAAAAUAGUUUUCUCUUGUUUUGCUUGUUGGCACAGUUAUUAUUUAAAUGUGAUGACGUAUAUUUAUCUUUUAAGCUAUGAAACUACUCUUUUUUUUAGUCGCACGUGGUCUCUCCUGACCUCUCAAAGUAACUUUUAGACUAAAAUAUAUAAGACAUAUUCUGAAUGCAGAUAUACAUAUUUAUUUGUGUUCAUAUUCUUUUGAUAUAAUGACGGACAAAUGAAAACAUUUGG
Molecule: messenger RNA, 3033 nt
Organism: Misgurnus anguillicaudatus (oriental weatherfish)
Lineage: Eukaryota; Metazoa; Chordata; Actinopteri; Cypriniformes; Cobitidae
Gene: sox1b
Product: SRY-box transcription factor 1b
Biological process (GO): positive regulation of transcription by RNA polymerase II; brain development; negative regulation of transcription by RNA polymerase II
Cellular component (GO): nucleus
Molecular function (GO): DNA-binding transcription activator activity, RNA polymerase II-specific; RNA polymerase II cis-regulatory region sequence-specific DNA binding
Source: RefSeq, a predicted model, not a curated record